ACUGAGUGAAUGGUGAGUAGGCUGCAACAAAUUCGUUUAGCUAUGUAAAGAAAUACAUGGACACGUGAUAUUAAAAUCUACGCGAUCUUAAAGACGUCUACAAAUUUUGGUUGUACUAGCCAGCUGUACCGGUGAUUGUUUGAAGAAAAUGGCUCAAAUGGGGAAUUUUCCGAGGCGGAGGGAAGGACCUCUUCCACCUCGACCACCACCUGCCUGGGACGAGCACCAGGCCUAUGAGGAGCUGCUGUACUGGGAUAAUCUCAUGCAGGAGGGUUACCGCCUCCACCCGCAGGACUACGACCGGUAUGAAGAGUUGCGUUAUUGGUAUGACUGCUUGUGUUAUGAAGAAGACCUCAGGCAGUACAACCAAUAUGUUGUUGAGUACAGGAAGUGGGAAGAGGAGAAUCUGCACCCAGAGGACCUUCCGCCAAUGAGGCCACCGCCUCAGCGAACGUUUGUGAAUGAGGAUCGCUAUAUAAAGGCCAAGCACACAACUGUGUACCCAUCAGCAGAGCAGCUGGAUUCAGUGCAGAGCAUGGUGUCUAAUGUGGAGUGUGCCGUGAAGUCUGUCUCUGAUUGGUUAAAUGAGAAAGAGAGUAGUGCCGCCGAUGCUGGAAGUGCUUCACCUCAAAGUAAAUUGCGUGGUGUUUUGAGAGUGGGCCUGGUGGCUAAAGGACUCCUGCUGAAAGAUGACUUGGAGUUAGAGUUGGUGUUGCUCUCCAGGGAUGUGCCUACCAGUUCCCUGCUCAGGCUGAUCUCUGGAAAACUCUCGGAAUUCAUAAAGGAUGUUACUGAGGAGAAAUACGUCAUCACUCCAUCUAUCCAAGAUGCUGCUAUUAUUGUUACUAGCCCGACGGAGCCCAGUCUGAAACUGAGCAUCCAUCUGACCUCACCCGUGAUCAGGGAGCAGGUUGAAAAAGAGGCAUCUGGAGAACCGUGCGCGGAAAGCUCUCCGCAGGACGCUCUGGACAGGCAGAAAUGCCUGGCUUCUCUGGCGUCUCUCCGCCAGGCCAAGUGGUUCCAGGCUAAAGUGUCCGGGCUUGAAUCGUGUGUCGUCGUGAUUCGGAUCUUGCGGGACUUGUGUACCCGUGUUUCAACGUGGGCCCCACUCAAAGGAUGGAUUCUUGAGCUGCUCUGUCAGAAGGCUAUUUCAACCAGCGAGAGGCUGCUGGGACCUGGAGAGGCGUUCCGGAGAGUUCUGGAGUGUCUUGCGUCAGGGAUACUAAUGGAGGAUGGUCCAGGCGUUUCUGAUCCCUGUGAGCGAGACAGCGCUGAUGCUGGCACCCAUCUUACACUGCAACAGAGAGAAGACAUUACCCAGAGUGCACAGUUUGCCUUAAGACUGUCAGCUUUUGGGCAGCUUUACAAAGUUCUUGGAAUGGACCGCCUCAAUUCCAAAGCUUCUAGAAUGCUCAGCGAACAAAACAGAGUAGCUGAUAUUCCUGUAAAGAGGCCAAGGGAAGUUUAUGAUGCAGGUGAUUUGGAAAUGAAGCCAAAGUUUCCGAGAAAAGCAGAAAGACGCGAACCAGCAAAUGCCCUGAUGAAGCUGAACCAGCUACGGCCUGGAACCCUCUACAGAUUGGCAUCACAGACUGGGCCUGAACAUGAACCUCAGUUCACAAUGGCUGUAGAGGUGGAUGGGGUAACUUAUGAGGCUACAGGCCCCUCCAAACGCAGCGCCAAGCUUCAUGUUGCCCAGAAAGUUCUGCAAGCAUUAGGUGUGCCCUUGCCAUCAGAGACCAAGCCUGCAGAUGAAAAUAAGAGCCAGUCUGUUGCCGCACCUGCGGUCACCGGGUCCGAUGAAACCACUCCUACGGGGUCUGAUGACGGAAAUGAGGGUGGCCCCAUCCUCACCAAACAUGGCAAGAAUCCCGUCAUGGAGCUCAACGAGAAGCGGAGAAGUCUGAAAUAUGAACUAACCUCUGUCAAGGGACGCUUCAAUGACAAGACCUUCACCAUUGAGGUGGAGGUUGAUGGGCAGAAAUUCCAGGGCUCUGGAUCAAAUAAGAAAUUAGCCAAAGCCAACGCAGCACUUGCAGCAUUAGAACAGCUUUUUCCAGAAGGUUCUCCUGCAGACCCACUCAAGAAAAAGAGAUUCCCUCCUAUGGGCUAUGGUAUGGCUGGAGUAUCUUACAAUGCAGGCAAUCGAGGUAGAGGAAGAGGCAGAGGUAGAGGCAGAGGAUUUAACACUGGCAAGUUUGCAGGCUCCACCAUUACUGCUGGAUUAACCCCAGCCCAGUCUGUUACCAACUCCAGCACACUUAUGAAUCCACAGGAAGACCCGUCUGCAACCUCCACCGUCAGCACGGCCACCUACCAGGCUGUCCCACCACCAGUGACUGGCUAUUAUAAUCAGUACACCCAAUCCUAUUCACAAUUCAAAAAGCCUGUCAAUCAGGGCCAGAAUCAGACUCAAACUCAAACCCAGAGCAAAACAACAAAUCAACAAGCUCCUCUUGUUGGACCAGACUACGGCUACGGAUAUCAAGGGCCUGGCAUGGGAAUGGGAGGACCACCCGAUUUCAAUUAUGCAGCAUACAGUGGACCACCUGGUACAGCAACGUUCGGGCCACCCGGAACAACAAAUCAGAGCUAUAGCUUCACCCAGAGCGCCUACCCCAACCUGGGCGGCUACACAAGUGGUGCCAAUAGCACAGACUUCACAUACAGAUAAACACAACGUUUCUCCCUGCUCAGAAAUGUACAGACGCUCAUUCAAACUAUUGAGAAGUCAUUUCUGAAAUUCUAUAGCCUACAGUGUCCUCUGAGUUGAAACAUUUGCUCUAAACCUUUUGAGAUUUUAUACUGUUUUGUGUUAAUUUUGCCAUUUGAACUGCACCUCAGUAACAGAAUUAGCAUGGUUUUGAUUCACCACUAGUUUCAGGAAAUAAUACAUCAGGAUGGAAGUUGCUUUCUGUCUGUGCCUAAAUGGUUGGUGUGACUCAAAUGGAAAUUGUCUCACAUAAUUCUGUUUUUCCCCAAAGGUAUAUUUAUGAUCAUCCUCUUGUUUUGCUUCUAAAUUUUUAGCAGUUUUUUUGGACAGAAUGUGGACAAUGAACGCAGACUUUGAUGUUUACUUCUCUGAAACCACUUCAGCUGUUUCUUUGGAUUUUUAAGAGAUUUGAGUUACUCAGUUUAAUCUUGGUAUCGUCUUUUAUGUAGAAUGUAGCUAUUUGCUGUUAAAUAGGCCAGUGCAGGAGGUUUUGUGUUCUCUGAGGUGGAUGUUAAAUGUCAUAUCUUUGACCUGUGCAAAAAUAAACAUUUUUUUCUAUUUUUAA
Messenger RNA from Onychostoma macrolepis, 3278 nucleotides. It is a transcript of the gene ilf3a, whose product is annotated as interleukin enhancer binding factor 3a. Gene Ontology annotation, molecular function: double-stranded RNA binding; single-stranded RNA binding. The transcript has 19 exons. The record is from RefSeq and is a predicted model, not a curated record. Lineage: Eukaryota; Metazoa; Chordata; Actinopteri; Cypriniformes; Cyprinidae. Gene Ontology annotation, cellular component: precatalytic spliceosome. Bases 149 to 2674 code for a protein of 841 amino acids.